AUGAAUUUGGUCUUCAACACUCUUCUCAUCACCGGACUCAUUGCAUGCUGCGAAGCCGCUUGUAACACUUGCGCUUGCACCGGCCACCCGGAUCUUUUCACGAAGGAAUUGGUUGCCGGAUUCGAGCAGACUGUAAUGAACUUAACGUUCAUUGAGAAUGACCAAGCUACAAGCCUUGAAGCCUUGGUAUGCGUUGGAGGCAGCACAUGGCAAGCACAUACACCACGCUUCACCGAAGUUAAAAAUAUUGGAUGUUACGGAGCUAAAAAUAAUCUACCAUUUUGA
Caenorhabditis briggsae is the source of this 285-nucleotide messenger RNA. Bases 1 to 285 code for a protein of 94 amino acids. The transcript has 3 exons. The record is from RefSeq and is a predicted model, not a curated record. Lineage: Eukaryota; Metazoa; Nematoda; Chromadorea; Rhabditida; Rhabditidae.